This is a messenger RNA of Oreochromis niloticus (Nile tilapia), 3041 nucleotides long. RefSeq names its product plastin 3 (T isoform) (gene pls3). Bases 171 to 2039 code for a protein of 622 amino acids. Gene Ontology annotation, cellular component: actin filament bundle; actin filament; cytoplasm. Lineage: Eukaryota; Metazoa; Chordata; Actinopteri; Cichliformes; Cichlidae. Gene Ontology annotation, biological process: actin filament bundle assembly; actin filament network formation. Gene Ontology annotation, molecular function: actin filament binding; calcium ion binding. The transcript is spliced from 16 exons. The record is from RefSeq and is a predicted model, not a curated record.
CCACACACCGCCUGUUUGGUGACGUCACGAAGGGCGGGCGAGCAUUCCUGCUGUCUACUUUUGUCUCUACGUGGAGGAGGCAGGACUGCAAACUGGACGCUGUCUGGAAUUUAAGGCGCACCAACAUCACACCUUUCUUUGACUGACCACCUCAGGUCAAUCUCAGAAAAAUGUCUGCAAAGCUAACACAAGAAGAAAGGGAGGAGAUAAGACAGAUAUUUGAAAGUUACGAUAAGAACGGAGAUGGGAAUAUCUCUAAACAAGAGCUUGGUGACCUUCUUAAAGACAUCGGCCAUCCGCUGCCAGGAUUCAGGCUUCGAGAGCUCAUCCAGAAGCUCGAUACGGACAAUGAUGAAAAGCUAAACUUUAACGAGUUUACCUCGAUUGUUGAUGAACUGAAGGCCGGCCAGAUAUCCAAGUCUUUCCGCAAGGCCAUCAACAGAAAGGAAGGCAUCCUAGCUAUUGGAGGGACGUCUGAGCUGUCAAGUGAAGGCACACAACAUUCGUUCUCUGAGGAGGAGCGAUAUGCCUUUGUGAACUGGAUCAACACCGCUCUGGAAAAAGACCCUGACUGCCAACAUGUUCUGCCCAUGGAUCCCAACACAAACGCCCUCUUCACAUGUGUUGGAGACGGUAUCGUACUCUGCAAAAUGAUCAACCUGUCAGUGCCUGACACGAUUGAUGAGAGGACCAUAAAUAAGAAGAAGCUGACUCCUUUCACAAUACAGGAGAAUCUUAACCUGGCCCUGAACUCUGCUUCAGCUAUUGGGUGCCAUGUGGUGAACAUCGGUGCUUUAGACCUGAGAGAAGGGAAGCCCCAUCUGGUGUUGGGCCUGCUGUGGCAGAUCAUCAAGAUCGGUCUCUUUGCUGACAUUGAGCUCAGCAGAAAUGAAGCACUGGCGGCAUUGCUGAGGGAUGGGGAAACUCUCGAGGACCUGAUGAAGCUGUCACCAGAAGAACUGCUGUUACGCUGGGCAAACUUUCACCUGGAAAAUGCUGGCCAGAAGAAGAUCAACAACUUCAGCUCUGACAUUAAAGAUUCAAGAGCCUAUUUCCACCUUCUGAAUCAAAUCUCUCCAAAAGGCACAGAUGAGGAUAAGCCACGCAUAGACAUCAACAUGGCAGGAAUCAAUGAGAAAGACGACAUGAAGAGGGCGGAUGCCAUGCUGCUGCAGGCUGACAGACUCGGCUGUCGGCAGUUUGUCACCCCAGCUGACGUUGUCAGUGGAAACCCCAAACUCAACCUUGCUUUCGUGGCCAAUCUGUUUAAUAAAUAUCCAGCACUGACCAAACCUGAGAAUGAGGAUAUUGACUGGGGACUGUUGGAAGGUGAGACGAGAGAAGAGAGGACGUUCCGAAACUGGAUGAACUCCCUGGGAGUGAACCCACAUGUGAAUCACCUGUAUGGAGACCUACAGGACGCCCUGGUCAUCCUUCAGCUCUAUGAUAAGAUUAAAGUGCCGGUUGACUGGAACAACAAGGUCAACAAGCCACCAUACCCCAAACUGGGAACCAACAUGAAAAAGCUGGAGAAUUGUAACUAUGCAGUGGAACUGGGCAAAACGGCCAAGUUCUCCCUCGUUGGCAUCGGCGGGCAGGACCUGAAUGAUGGCAAUGCUACCUUGACUCUAGCACUGGUGUGGCAGUUGAUGAGAAGAUAUACGCUGAAUGUACUGGAGGACCUUGGUGAUGGAGAGAAAGUAAAUGAUGACAUCAUUGUACGCUGGGUGAACAAAACAUUGGCAGAGGCUGGAAAAUCAGCCAAGAUUUCAAGUUUUAAGGACAGGGAGAUCAGCAGCAGUUUGGCAGUACUGGAACUCAUAGACGCCAUCCAGCCUGGCAGCAUUGACUAUGAUCUGAUCAAAACUGGCAACCUCUCUGAAGACGACAAGCUGGAGAAUGCCAAAUAUGCCAUUUCCAUGGCGAGGAAGAUUGGAGCCCGCGUCUACGCUCUCCCAGAAGACCUCGUGGAGGUCAAGCCCAAAAUGGUGAUGACUGUCUUUGCCUGCUUGAUGGGUCGGGGGAUGAAACGAGUCUAACUAGCUGGAAUCAUUGUGACAAUUACUCAUACCCACAGGCCAUUAGCAUUUUGAGAGAGCUGCCCCAUUUGAAGGAAUUAAGUUUUUUUUUUCUCGUGUGUCAGAAUCAUACAUUUGCAUGUGUCCCUGCAUCUUCUGAUUAAUAGAGGUGUUUUCUGAAGAAUAAUGUGCUUUCAUCUUAUUUAAAGUGAGGCUGCAAAACUAAAAUUUCUAAAGACUUUGAUCAUCUUUACAGUUUCAGUAUGCAGAACUCUUAACGUGUAAGAAUGCUGUUUUGUUUUGUGUUUUUUAAGCGAGCGUGCCUAUUUGCAGCUGCAAGGUUGUUUACAUAUUUUUACUCAGCUUGAUAAGUAAAUUAUAGCCUUGAGUAAGCAAAACACAUUCCCAAAUACCAUAGUUAUGAAUAAAUGCUUGGUAAAUGUUUGGGAAGAGGGAGGGGGAAUAAAAAGAGAAGAGGCGUUUAAGUGCAGCACAUGUCAGACAACCCAUUUCCUCUCACUUGAUGAAGUAAAAUCAUGGCCUAAACUGGCAUCUUAACUGGCAACAUAAACGUCUACAUAUCCAUAUACAGAAGCCAUAAGGUCUGAUCAUAGUAAAGACCAUGGUGAUGUGCUAUCUGUAUUCUUGUACUCGUCAUUUGUUUGUUUAUUGGGAUCAUUAUGCGAUGUAAAUGCUGUUCUUUGGGUGUUUCUGGUCUUAGUUGUAUUGGGUUUUUGUUUGUUUUGUUUGUUUUGUUUUUUAAAGUAUCUGUUACGUUGGAUGAAGAGCAGGCUGACUGGAUUCUCCUGGCUUCUGCUGUGCCUUCUUGUCUCAAAGACAACUUGCACUCAUGCUUUGAGUUUUUCCUUUCCUUUUGUAUUCACUGUUACCAAAUAUAAAUUGCAACUUCAUUCCAGGUAGCUUUAUGAUACUCUAUGACAAUGGCCAGAUUGUAUUUGGUCUCGUGUUCAUGUCUAUUCUGAAGGGCUUUACAUGCAACAAUAAAUAUGCCUUGGAAAACCA